AUGGCUCGACUCAGCAACGUCUCCGUUGUUGUUCCUCUUCCAUCCUUCGACAUCGACCCCCUCAAGACCUUUGACGAAGGCUUCUUUGACCGUGCUGUUGACAACAUCUUGUCAGAGGAGGCGAGCUUAGAAGAAUCCCGGGACGAGAUGAUGAACGGUAACAGUGGCAUGUCGAGUCCAUUUGGGUAUGAUGGUGCGUCUGACUCCUCGAACCUCAACGUCCGUCGUAGCCAAAGGACCGGAGCCAACUCGGCGCAUUUUUCCACAACAUCGACCUCAUCACCUACAACUACCUCCACCAAAAAGCCCAAGUCGAGAAGGUCUUCCGGAAUACGGAAGAUUGUUACAAUGGAGAAUCUCAAUGAUCAUAGCGAAGCCCCUAUUAGCCUCGAGGACACCACACAACCUCGGCUUCCUAAAAUUACGGACUCCGUGGCAGUUCCCACUGGUGAUAACGAAAUGACGGCGGAAGACAAGAUCUUUGCUUCGGUGGACCCCGAAAAGCAGAUGGAGGUGUUGAAGUUCGUUGUAUCACACUCUUUUAUGACAGAACAAGUUCAACAUAUUCGACGUUCGGCCCGGCGAAAAUUCACUGACCAAGUCCGAGGCGUCGCUGCAGAGGCUGGAAUGAACGACACCGCUAUCGAUGCCUUGGUUGACCACGUUCGAAAGAUCUAUCUCGAGGACCGUGGAGUUGCAGUAGCUGAUGAUGCCGGCUCUGCAUUUGGGGAUGAAGUAGACGGCGAGGAAAAAACACAUACCAAGAGUUCGCAUCGGAAACGGCGCAAGAGCAGCUCAUCCCAGCCUGAGGACAAGAAGCAUAAGAAGAGCAAGAAACAACACUCAGAUAAGGCAAGGCGACACAGCCAUGACGCUAUACAGCAUGAUGAGCCAACCAAAGUCGUGGAGGCUUAUGUCCCGGCCGGUGUUCUUACUAAAGGCCAGGACAAUGGCUUAGUUAAACCGGAGGAAUGGAAAGAUAAGGACAACACGCCGGAUCUACCAAAAAUGCCUACAAACAUCAUUCGGGCUAGUCCCAGCACACCUAUAGACCUGACUAACUCUGCCCCUUAUCACGAGCUCACCCGUGAAGCGGAUAUGGUUCCACCUCAAAACCAAAAACUUCAUGUCAUCCGGGAGAUCAAGCAUCUUCGGGACAGCAGCAAAAAUGGUAUCACGUCUCACCUAUCACUCGACACACCGACAGGGAUUAUUCAGAUUCCAUCACCUGACCAAGCCGUUGGACAAAAGCCGUCGAAAUGUCGUGAGUCAGGUAAAGGAUCACAGAGAGACAAGAACAAGCGCAAGCGCGAACGGAGGAAGGAGCGCAACAAAAAUCGACGAAAGUUGGGUGGAAAUCAACACCCUCAAGAGGGCUCGCCCAAAUGGAGGCAGGCGGAGCUCCAGUCAGCUUCCGCUACCCGCCGAUCCAUCCCAGUGGACGAUGGAUUUUUGAAUACCAGUGAUUUGCCAGGUGUGACUCCAAGUGAUGAGGUUCAGUCUAAGUAUUUCUUAGGAGCCGGCAACCCCAAAGUUGGCUCGAAAAACAAGCGGGAAACGGUUUCCUCGCUGUACGAUUUGUCUAUUCCAGCCCAAACCCGACAGCUGUUGAAAGAUUUGAAUCUACCCCCGGACUUCUUGUCGUCAGAUUCUUCCUUGAGUGAUGCGCCGAGUGAUUUUGAAUCCGAUCGGGAUGCUUUAGAUGAUCCCCCGUCGCAUGUUCAGAUCCAGUUAUCACCCCCGAAAAGCCCCUGCCUGGUCCCCCAAUUCACCAAGCCUGACCCUCAAACUCCGGUGAAAUCCACUGCUUUCACCAUCCCAGAACCCAUCAAAACCCCUCAAGCCAAACCCUUGAAACAUUCUCCUUAUUUCCCGCGUGAGCAACUUGCACAUGACCCGUUUCGUUUACUCAUUGCAACCAUUUUUCUCAAUCGAACCCGCGGGGGUGUUGCCCUGCCGGUUUUGUUCCAAGUGUUUGAACGAUACCCUACGAUUAAGGCAAUGGCCGAGGCAAACCCACCGGAGCUCGUAUCGAUGAUAAACUGCCUGGGCUUUCAAAAUCAACGUGCAAGGAAAUGCAUCACAUUGGCACAAACAUGGCUAUCAGACCCCCCGAACAAAAGCAAAAGAUAUCGCAAGCUCCACUAUCCACGAAAGCUUGAUGGUCGAAAUGUCGGUCGUGAAGAGUGCAUUGACGAAGAAGAUUUGCGAGUGGCAUGGGAGAUCGCACAUCUACCCGGAGUUGGAGCGUAUUCCCUUGAUAGCUGGAGGAUCUUCUGUCGUGACGAAUUACGGGGGAAAGCCUCUGACUGGAAAGGAACGGAUGCUGCAGAGAUCGGGUUUGUGCCCGAAUGGAAAUGCGUUCUGCCACACGACAAGGAACUACGUGCUUAUCUUACAUGGAUGUGGCUGAAAGAAGGAUGGAUUUGGGAUUAUAACACGGGUGAUCUGACACUUGCGAGUGACAAGAUGAUGAGAGCUGCGCAGAGUGGAGGAGUUGCUCGUGAAGAAGAGGGAAAUUGGGUACUAGAGACCUCCCCUGUCAAGGCUGUGAAUGGAUUACAUGAAUCAGAUUGA
This is a messenger RNA of Penicillium crustosum, 2577 nucleotides long. RefSeq names its product putative pre-mRNA splicing factor. Gene Ontology annotation, cellular component: nucleus. The transcript has 4 exons. The record is from RefSeq and is a predicted model, not a curated record. Bases 1 to 2577 code for a protein of 858 amino acids. Lineage: Eukaryota; Fungi; Ascomycota; Eurotiomycetes; Eurotiales; Aspergillaceae. Gene Ontology annotation, molecular function: catalytic activity; DNA binding. Gene Ontology annotation, biological process: base-excision repair.